Molecule: messenger RNA, 1094 nt
Organism: Lactuca sativa (garden lettuce)
Lineage: Eukaryota; Viridiplantae; Streptophyta; Magnoliopsida; Asterales; Asteraceae
Product: HSP20-like chaperones superfamily protein
Biological process (GO): protein folding; chaperone-mediated protein complex assembly
Cellular component (GO): nucleus; cytosol
Molecular function (GO): protein-folding chaperone binding; Hsp90 protein binding
Source: RefSeq, a predicted model, not a curated record
CAGUACUUUCCCGGUUUACGCCCACACACGUUAGGAAUUUCUCAAGGGUUUAAGAGUGAAGUAAUCACGAUACUCUUUAUCAGUCCUCAUAACUCAACAGCGUUUCUAGGGUUUUCUUUACUUUCUUCUUUCCUCUUCCGGAUACAAAGAUGAGUCGUCAUCCAGAAGUUAAGUGGGCUCAGAGAGAGGAUAAAGUUUACAUCACAGUUUUAUUGGCGGAUACAAAAGAUGCAAAAGUGAAUCUUGCUCCAGAAGGUGUUUUUACAUUCUCUGCUUCAGCUGGUCAGCAUGAGUAUGAUCUUAAGCUUGAGCUUUUUGACAAAGUUAAUGUAGACGAGAGCAAAAUCAAUAUAGGUGAGAGAAGUGUGUUUUGCAUUUUGGAGAAAGCAGAGGCGAAAUGGUGGAACAAACUUUUGUCUGGAGAUGGCAAGACUCCACAUUAUGUGAAAGUUGAUUGGGACAAAUGGGCUGAUGAAGAUGAUGAUGCAGGUCCUGCUGCUGACCUUGACAUGGGAGGAAUGGAUUUCUCAAAAUUCGGUGACAUGGGAGGCAUGGGAGGUAUGCCUGGCAUGGGUGGCAUGGGUAUGCCUGGUAUGGGUGGCAUGGGGAUGCCUGGAAUGGGCGGCAUGGGGAUGCCCGGUAUGGGCGGCAUGGGGAUGCCUGGUAUGGGUGGCAUGGGCAUGCCUGACAUGGGUGAUUUCUCUAUGGGUGAUGACCUUGAAGACAGUGAUGAUGAAGGUCAAGAAGCAGAAACAAAGACGGGUGCAACCAGCAAGGAAGCAGGAGAGGAGAAGACAGAAGCUGCUGCUGCAACAAGCUCAUAGAUACAGUCAGAUGCUCUUUGGAGUUGUUGUUGAAUUUGGAUGAUUUAGGAAAAAGACCAUUUAUGGUUAUGGUGUGUGCUCCAAAGACUUUGGAUGUUGACUAGAAAAAAAACAUGAAUAUGGUUUCUGCUUCUUCUUAGUUGUUAGGAAGGUGGAAACCAUACUACUAUCCCCCUUUACUAUUGAACUUUUGAGUGUUGUAAUUUUGUAGCGGUUUCAUAUCAUACUCUUUCUUCUUCUUAUAUCUAAUUGUUUCUCCUUCUGUUGCUA